Molecule: messenger RNA, 3372 nt
Organism: Elaeis guineensis (African oil palm)
Lineage: Eukaryota; Viridiplantae; Streptophyta; Magnoliopsida; Arecales; Arecaceae
Source: RefSeq, a predicted model, not a curated record
UUGGCAUUGGAUGCGAUCUCAAAUUGAUCUCAGGAUUGCUCUACAUCGAAGAAUCCGAUCCUCUCUUUCAAGGUCGCCAUUGAUGUCCAUGAGAAAUGGUGACUCGGCUUUAACAUGUAAAGGAUUGUGUAAGGUACUUUGGAAUCUUGAAGCUGAUAUAGCAGAUGACUACCUCAUCUUCAUUACGGGGGAUCCAGUAACCUUAGGCUGCUGGGAACCAGAGAUGGCAAUUCUUUUGUCUCCCUGCACAGAAUGUGACAACUUAUGGAAGACUGAGAUAACGGUACCUUGUGGUAUUCAUUUCAAGUACAAUUAUUUCAUAAGAGAGGAGAAAAAGCCCUCUUGUGAUCGUAUUUGGAGGCCAGGGCCUGAAUUUUCCCUGUCAGUACCUUUUGUUGGCAAAGAAAAUGAUGUGAUUGUGGUUAGAGAUUCUUGGAUGAGAACCAGAGUACAAAAGCUGCCAGUUCCCUCAUGGGGAUCAUGGAUGGUCGACAUAAACCUUCCUAAAAAUCAUAUUAAGCCUGGACGCCGCAGAGCUUUCUCUGCAGGUGUGCAUGAGAUAUUGAGAAGUCCUAAUGGUGUUCCCUUACAGAGGAAACAGUCCUCAGUUGAUUGUCUGCCUGAGGAAAAUUAUAAGCCUGCAGAAAAGAAUGUGAAAUCAAAUGAUAGAAAUGGAGAAACAUUGUCUGAAACGGACCAGCCUGUUGAGGAGCCUUGGCUACUUGGAUCUAUGCUUGUCUUCAUGAUGGAUUUUGUUGGACUUGAUGAAGCAUCUCAUCAAGAUAAAGUGCACAAAAAGGACUUUCCUGGAAGGUUUCCUGAUGCAGAAUUACUAGCACCAGAUGAUGACCACAGGGUAGUCCAUGCAGAAGAACCUGCUUCAACUGUCAUACUAAUUAACUCCUCUGUGUGUACCAUGCAAAGAAUUGCUGUAUUGGAAGAUGGGAAACUUGUUGAGUUAUUACUAGAACCAGUAAAAAAUAAUGUACAGUGUGAUAGUAUCUACUUAGGUGUUGUUACAAAACUUGUUCCUCAUAUGGGUGGUGCAUUUGUAGAUAUUGGGAUUUCUCGGCCUUCCCUUAUGGGCGUGAAGCAUAACAGAGAACCAUUUGUAUAUCCGUUUGAUCAUGAAGUUAGGGGCAAGUCUGUCAAUGGUUCUUCAAAACCAAAAGGGUAUUUUGACACCCAUGAGAAUGACCAGUCUUUGGAUGAUGAUGAGGAUGAGGAUGACGAUGAUGAUGAUUAUGAUAUGACUGAUGAAUUCUUGGAGGUAGACCAUCGGGAUGACUCAUUACAGCUCAUGCAUGAGGACAUUGACGAAAAUGAAGUAGAAGAUGAGAUGGAUGUCUCUGAAGCUGUCAAAAUGAACAUACAUAAGGGUGCUAGUGGUUAUAAAGGUGUCGAAGUUGAUUUUGAAGAAAAUUAUGAAGAAAAUGGAAAUCAUAUAGGAGAUGGAUAUGUUGAAGAUAUCCUCCCAUCAGGAACAGAAAUCUCCAAGGAUUCUGCUGUGUCAUUUCCAGUAGAACAAGAUCUGAAGGAUCCUGAUGAUACAUUUACUGAUGAAAACAAAUGGUCUCAUGUUCGCAAAGGAACAAAAGUUAUAGUUCAAGUGGUUAAAGAAGGGUUAGGGACAAAAGGUCCAGCUCUGAGUGCUUAUCCAAGUCUGAGAAGCAGAUUUUGGAUAUUGAUAACUCGCUUUAAUAGAAUUGGAGUGUCCAAGAAGAUCAAAGGGAUCGAGCGGACGCGCCUAAAAGUUAUUGCAAAAUCACUGCAGCCCCCAGGUUUCGGUUUAACUGUACGAACAGUUGCUGUUGGACAUUCACUGGAGGAACUGCAGAAGGACCUGGAUGGGCUACUCUCUACCUGGAAAGGCAUAGUUGAACAUGCAAAAUCUGCUGCAUUAGCUGCCCAGGAGGGGGUCGAAGGUGCAGUUCCUGUAAUGUUACACAAGGCAAUGGGUCAGACUCUGUCUGUUGUGCAGGAUUAUUUUAAUGAGAAUGUCAAGGGCAUGGUCGUUGACUCUCCUCGAACUUAUCAUGAGAUUACCAGCUAUCUUCAGGAAAUUGCGCCUGACCUCUGUAACCGGGUUGAAUUGUAUGAUAAAAGACCACCCAUUUUUGAUGAAUACAACAUCGAGGAGGAGAUAAAUAACAUUCUUAGUAAAAGGGUCCCACUCUCUAAUGGAGGUUCUCUAGUGAUUGAACAGACUGAGGCUUUGGUUUCUAUUGACGUUAAUGGGGGCCACAGUAUGCUAGGACAAGGGACCUCUCAAGAGCAAGCUAUUCUGGAUGUCAAUCUUGCAGCUGCAAAACAAAUUGCACGGGAGCUACGCCUAAGAGAUAUUGGAGGCAUCAUUGUUGUGGAUUUUAUAGAUAUGGUUGAUGACUCAAAUAGAAGGCUAGUCUAUGAAGAAAUGAAGAAGGCAACUGAGAGAGACAGGUCGACGGUGAGAGUUAGUGAGUUGUCCAAGCUUGGAUUAAUGGAAAUUACAAGAAAAAGGGUUCGCCCAAGUGUUACAUUCAUGAUCAGUGAACCAUGCUCUUGCUGUCAUGCUACAGGACGCGUGGAAGCAUUAGAGACAUCAUUUUCAAAGAUUGAACGUGAAAUUUGUCGCUUGCUUGCUGUCUCAAAUCAGAGGCCAGACCCUGAAAAUCCAAAAUCUUGGCCAAGGUUCGUUCUAAGGGUGGACCAUUACAUGUGCAACUACCUGACAUCAGGGAAGCGGACAAAACUGGCUGUAUUGAGUAGUUCUCUUAAAGUUUGGAUUCUACUAAAGGUAGCUAGAGGAUUUUCUCGAGGAACAUGUGAGGUGAAACCAUUUGCCGAGGACAAGGUAAAUGAUGAGCAGCAAGUUGCUAUCUCCAGACUACAGCCUACUGAAGCUAGAACUUACAUUCCGAGUAGCAAGCUCACUCUCUUUCCUGUUAAGAAAUGGAAGACUCGAGGAAAAUGAGAGCACAAUUUCUGUUGGGCCUUUCUUUUUAAUUUUAAGAACCAGGACUGGUGGAAGCCCGCCAAGUAUUGGAAGGAGGGCGGGACUGAACUGAGCUUACUUGGCAGCCCCUUAUUAUCUGAGGCCACUGUUGUACCAAUUAUUUGUAUGCCCUAAGAAAUUUUCUCAGAGAAAGAUCCACCAGUGGUUUGAGAUUUCUUGGUAAUUUAUGGAAGAAUGUAGAAAUCCAACCAUCCUUGUUUGUAUGCCCUAUAAGAAAUUUUCUCAGAGAAAGAUCCACCAGUGGUUUGAGAUUUCUUGGUACUUCAUGGAAGAAUGUAGAAAUCCGACCAUACUUGUUUAGCUGCGCUAUGAUAUAUUUGAGUAUAAAGCUCUUUUCUAACUGGAGACCAUUCUUGUUGGAAUUUUUCAUCACUAAA